UCAUGUCGUGGACUUAACAUCUCUGAAGUGUCCAGAAAAGGGGCGCUUCAUUUUCAUAAUCCCCUCGAUGGAUCGCUCUCUACUAAAUUCCGUUUCAGAACGCAGGUUUUCUGUGGAGCUGAGCUUAAAGGUUGAUCUGGAUGUUACAUUUUAACCCUGCAUGUGUUGCUCUCAUGAUUGCAUUGCUCUGGCUCAUGCCUCUUCCAGCCUCUCCAGCCCCUGUGGAUCAAUGCAGUCGUGUGAAGGCUCAGAGAUGAGGGUCAGGACCUCUGUGUUAGGGACCUUCUCUACAUAGACCCGUUUGUAAACUGUGAUGAACGUGGCAGAGUACCGCUCCAGGAGAGGGCUACCUACCAGGCAUCGCUAAUUUUAUCUGCUAAAACGCACUCUGGCGGAUGAAGAAAGGAUCCCAAUACAGUAUCAGUGAGAGGGUCCCGUCUGGGUUCGGUGGAACUUAAAUCCGCUGUUAGAAUGUCUGCUGUGACACGUCUAUGUAGAGCAGAGGUGGGCGAUUAAAGUUCCUAGGGGCACAUUAGAAACUGUAACUGUUGUGAGGGACCAUCAUCAAAAGAAAGACAGCGAUAACUACAAAACAUGACCAAAAUAUAUAUUAAAUAACAAGGUCAAAAUGAACCCAAUUAAAUGAACAAUGAUUAAAUGUAAGUUUGGAUAUUAAGAAGUGUAAAUAUGCCACAAAACCUGUUGAAAUAUUUCAUUUUAUAUGCAUUUAAUUUGAAUAUAAAUCACCAUAACUAUGGACCAGACAUUCACGAUGAAAAGGAAUUUAUUUAAAAAUAUUUUUUCAACAUUCCUUCAAUGUAUUUUGAGGAACAAGAUAAACACAAAAAGACGAAAAUUAUAGUCUUCAAACAAGAACAUGCUAUAUUUACUGCUGAAGUGGUAGUGGUGAAUAAAAGAGAAAAAAAGCAGGACACUGACAACAUAUCAGUUAUAGUUUUAGUCUGACGUCAAAAGGACCAUGAAAAUACAGGCAUCGGGCUGCAUAUGGCCCCCGGGCCGCACUUUGCCUAGGUCUGAUGUAGAUGAUGCCACAGGCCAGUUCCCUUUAUGGUUGUCAUCAUACACAAUAGGAAAUUCAAUGUUGAUAACCAGGAAUAUAUUUGAUAUUUGAUAACAUAUCUGGUACUGUAGGAAUAAAAAAACCUUUUUAUUAAGAUGAAAAGCAGAACCAUGGACAAAUAUAUCAGUUAAACAGCAUAGUUAAUCACAAAAUGGAGAGAAUCUUGUUUUCACUUACUAUUAAAGGCUAAAUAAAUAAAGUAUCUGUUCAUUUUCCAAGCAUCAGCAGACUCUGCAUCUACCGUGCAAUAUCUACCCCACCUUACCUGUGCUAUACUAUCGUACUUACUGUGCCAGAAGGUUCUUCUACUUUGUUUAUUUUAUUCUUUUGUAUCAUUUUGAGGCCUAUAGCACCUUUAUCUAUCCUGCACUAGCAUUGCAUGUUACUAGUACUUAUCUGCAAGUGUAAGGUUUCUCUCAUCCCAAGCUUGUCAUUGCAUCGCAGACCCUGUGUUGAAAAUGCAUAUGACAAAUAAAUGCAUCUUGAAUCGUCAGUAGAAGAAAACAUGCUAGCCACAGCUAAUAACAAAACCUGGGCCACUGGCCGGACUAGUAUCAAUAACCGGUUUACUGACGCACACAGGCCUGACCACACUGUUUGAGUCAAUGUGGAUAAGACGUCAGUUCUCUUCCAGCAUGCUGACAGAAGUCAGCAGAGGAGACUCAGAUAUGGUGUCGCGAUGUCAGCUGUCUGAUGUUAGUAAACAAAGUGUUCUAAAACACGAGAUAAGGUAGUCGACACACCGGCUCUAUCAGCUCACUCUGCAAACAAACCCGACCUAGAAUAUUCAUCCACAGCAGGAGCAGCGCUCGGCUGUUGCAGUGCAGCUUGUGGUGAUGGAGCACCAUCUCAGUGUGUGGAGGAAAAGCGCUUUUUACUGUUGGAUGAAAUGUGGAGGUUGCUCAGGCCAAAUCUCAGCCCUGCUGAACACUGCACUGCUCAUGACAGCUGUGGGGAAGUGGCAGGGCAGGAAACCCACACCGUUUCCUAUCUGUGUUUUUGUUGUCACUGAGCUUCAUCACCUCCUUCUUCCCCCCGCCUCCUCACCCCUCAGUGUCAGGGUCCCGCUGCCUCCAAACUUUGUUGUGCAUUCUGCAUAAAUAUUUGUUUGUUGAAUGGUGGCAUUGUGCUGCCCGAGUGUUUGACCCUCAGUGCCAUUGUUUUCCGUUCUGGUGAGGCAGCGUGACGACACCCACCCUCCGCUUUUGGCUCCGCCCAUCCUGCUUUUAACAGCCUCCCUGCCUCCCCAUGUAUCAUUCUGUCCUACUUCUCCUCUGUCUCUGCACCGUCACUGCCUCUCCUCACUAUACGUUCUCCCCUCCAGCCAUCUCUCUUUGUCCCCCUGACCUUCUUUCCUCUCCUGCCAGCGCUUCCUCUCACUCCCUCCAUCUCUCUCUCUCUCUCAUGAGGACCCUGCACCGGCUCAAGUUGAUGAGCUCCCCCAGUCUCAGCGAGCUGGGCAAGAGUGAGAAAAGUUCUCCGGAAGACCGGGGCGAGAAGCAGAAGCGGGCGGGGGCCAACGCCACCUGGAACAGCAUCCACAACGCCGUCAUCGCGGUCUUCCAGAAGAAAGGCCUGGCAGACAACGAACUGUACACACUCAACGAAGGGGUCCGACACCUGCUGAAGACUGAGCUGGGAUCGUUCUUCACAGAAUAUCUUCAGAACCAGCUGCUGACGAAGGGCAUGGUCAUCCUGCGGGACAAAAUAAGGUUCUAUGAAGGUCAGAAGUUGCUGGACUCUCUGGCGGAGACGUGGGACUUCUUCUUCUGCGACGUGUUGUCCAUGCUUCAGGCCAUCUUCCACCCAGUCCAGGGUAAAGAACCCUCGGUGCGACAGCUGGCUCUGCUUCACUUCAGAAACACCAUCGUGCUCAGUGUCAAGCUGGAGGAUGCCUUGUCCCGGCCUCGCGCUCGCGUGCCCCCCUCUGUCACCCAGAUGCUGCUGAUCCUACAGGGUGUGCACGAGAGCCGCGGCGUGAACGAGGAGUACCUGAGGCUGGAGUCGCUGGUCCAGAAGGUGGUCUCGCCAUACCUGGGCACACAGGGGCUCUGCUCUGGCGAGGACUCGGAGGAGCGCUGCUGCGUCCUCGACUUCUCAGACAAGCGCCUGCAGUGGGGCUGGUCCAAAUCUGCCGACCAGCUCUCCAAGAACCCAGUGGUACGAUCCAAGAGCUACAACAUCCCGCUGCUGCUGACCCCGGUGGCCGAGUACGACCCUGAUGCCAGCUCUGUGGGCAGCGGAGGAAUUAGGCGCCACUCAGCCUGCGAGAUUAGCUCUUGCUUGGAGGAACAAGGCCUGGCUUAUGCUGAGCGAGCCUCCGGUCCUGAUGCUUCAUCGUCCAACCGGCUGUGUGUGGGCUCUCACUUCAAGGGUCUGGCACCGGCCGGAGGAAGCGCCAUCGACCUGCCGCUGUCGUCCCCGUCCCUGCUUCCCCUGCACUCUGCGGGCCUGCUCCACGGCACGGAGGCCACCACUACCGUGACCGAUCUCAGCAAGGCCGCCUCCUCCUCGCCCCCCAGCGAGUCGUCCAGCCCAGAAACCAUCAUCGGACAAGUGCUCGAGUCGGCGGACUCCGACUCGGAUGGGAUCUUUAUCGAUUUCCCGCCUCACUCCUCCGAGGCGAUGGGGUACGGUCGCGAGAGCCGGCAGAGUACUGUGUAGUGGUGUGUUUAAAUGGUUAUCUGGGGAAAGUCAGUUUAAGGUACCGUCCUCUUUUCUCCGCCGCGCUCACGCUGCUGUCACUGAAACCUUGUGAUUUAGUUGCUUGAUGAAUUGUAGCAGUGACGGUGGGGUGGUGGACACAAGGUCGUCUUUAUUCUCUCGAUUUUGUUUCCGUCUCUGAAACUGGAUGCUGACUAUGACUCGUGCAUGCAGCUUCUCUCAGCUCAGUGUUGGUCUCUUGAUAAGUUUAAGGCAAAGGCAGGACUGUUGAGGACUCGGUGGGAGGACCUUGUUUUGGGCGUCGUUUGGUAGGAACCUUGACUGUUGACCUCCACUGAGGUGGGCUCCAGUCCCAGUCACACGACGGAGGACAAUCCUUGACUGUGUGUCUCCCAUUGAUGCAACAAACCCAACGUGCAGAAGCAACAUUUUGUUUCGUGUCAUUGUUCAUUGACAUUUGAGUUUCAUAUUUUUGUUUCGGCUCACAUCCACGCAACAGAAAAUCUAUUUUAUUUUAUCACCUCAAAUAGCUGGGGCCUGAGUUUAAUAAAAUAAAUGUGUUCAACGUCGAAACAUUUCAGUUUAUUUCAGUUAUUUAUUCACAACAAGUACGUUUUUUUUAAAACGUAAUUUUGGCAUGCUAUCGAGACAUGUCUAUUUCAAGUGGAUGCCUAAGACAAUAUUGAUCCGAAUGAGCUUUCAUCCAUAUCAUGAUUUUAAAUACUUUGUCUUCCACCGACAACUUCAAUUUCACUCACCCAGCAUUAUUACGAACCGUCCAGUGUUUCCCGUCUCAUCUGAAACAUCAUGAUGAUAAAAAUGACUAGGUUUUAUUCCAGGAUCAUCUUUUUUUAAUGGAAUGUUUUUUUGAUUUUUUUUCCUCUUUUUAGUAUGUGAUCAUGUUUGCUUUCUUCUAACUGAGGACUGUUAAGCUUCAGCAGAGUUCGAACGCAAAAGUGGCUUCUGGACCAAACAUCAGUGCGACGGCUCUGAGAGAGGAGCUGGAUUCUUCUGUUCGUUGUUUACAUUUGACGGGGACAUGAUUUUCGACUGAAUGUUGGUCUUACACUGUAAUUUGCACCACCACUACUUUGUACAUAGGAACUGCAUAGCUAGGCUUUAGGACAGCUGGACAAUGUCAAAGUGAGCUUUUAUCUGGUGAUUUCUUAUAAGGGCUUUUUCCACUCUGAACUUUUUCAACAAUGUUUUACCUCAAGUGUUUUGUAUUUCAAUUUUUUCGACAAUCUACGAUGUCUAUUGAAUUGUACUUUGUAUUAAUUUGUUAUACUAGCCGGGUGAAA
Molecule: messenger RNA, 5046 nt
Organism: Synchiropus splendidus (mandarinfish)
Lineage: Eukaryota; Metazoa; Chordata; Actinopteri; Syngnathiformes; Callionymidae
Gene: prr5a
Product: proline rich 5a (renal)
Exons: 9
Coding region: 2330-3745 (471 amino acids)
Biological process (GO): TORC2 signaling
Cellular component (GO): TORC2 complex
Source: RefSeq, a predicted model, not a curated record